Alosa sapidissima (American shad) is the source of this 1897-nucleotide messenger RNA. RefSeq names its product zinc-binding protein A33. Gene Ontology annotation, molecular function: protein binding. The record is from RefSeq and is a predicted model, not a curated record. Lineage: Eukaryota; Metazoa; Chordata; Actinopteri; Clupeiformes; Clupeidae. Bases 411 to 1508 code for a protein of 365 amino acids. The transcript is spliced from 6 exons.
UCUGUUUCCCGGUUCUGUCCACUGACAUGCACCUUCUUUCUUUCCACUGACAGACAAAAAUAGAAAAGCUCUCACCUCCGAGCCAUAAAUUGUACAUGCUCUCCUCUCAGACAGCAACGAGCAGAGACCCACAGUCCCUCCUACUAUGUCAUUCUGUUGUGUUAAUGCCCACAUGUUUGACCCAAGCUGUUGGGCGUACUAACAAUGACAACCUGUUUUAGGGUUUAAACCUCUCCUUGCAUAUGACACAACCCAAACUGCUCGCCGCUUCAGCUGCAGUAUAUCUUUCUGUCUUUCUAUCUCUGUCAUCGUGACACCCAGCCAAAUCUCUCUUUUUACGUCCCGGUCUCCCCACUCCAGUGUUCACCGCUAGUCUUUUUUUGUUUCCUGUUCUGUAAAGACCACUUGGAAUGUACAAGAAUCGCAUUAAAGACACCAACAACAACUUCAACAAUUCUCAUCUCAAUGAUUUCAAGAAUAAGCUUAUUCAAGCUAUUAAGAAGAUAAAACAUGAAGUUGACGAGUGUUAUGAAGAAGAAAGGGACACCUAUGCAGAGGCCCUUGAUGUGGAGUUCAAGUUUGAUGCAAUGGAGCGGGAGAUCCAAGCCGAGUUCCGGAACAUUCAUCGGUUCCUGGAUGAAGAGGAAGAGAACGAUAUUGAACGACUCAGGAAAGAGAAAGAGAAAAGAAUAAGUCUGCUGAAAGAGAGAGAAAGAAAGAUUUCUAUGCAAGGGAGAAAUCUGGAGCGAGCCAUUGAAACCCUGAAUAUCAAACUAAGGGAAGAGGACAGUCCCAAACUGCUCAAAGAAAUCAGAGAACUCUUACAAAGAUGUGACGUCAACUACAUAGCCCCCCCUCCCGUGGACAGUGAAGUUUGUUCUGGACAGUUUGUGGGACCCAUUCAGUACAGGAUCUGGAAACACAUGAAAGCCUCAAUAUACCCAAAUAUAACAACGCUGACCUUUGACCCAGAAACUGCCCAUCCCCUCCUCGCUCUUUCACCCAAUUGCUCCACAGUGCGCUUCGACGAUGACAAAAAGAUGCCCCCCCAGGAGGAGCUAGAGAAGAACCCCCGCUGCUUCAACUAUUACUACUGCGUGAUGGGCAGGGAGAGUUUCUUCACUGGCCGCCACUACUGGGAGGUGGACGUGGGCAAAAAGACUGCCUGGAGGGUGGGCGUGGCACGCGAGGACGUCCCUCGGGGCGAGAUGGCCGUCAGCACCACCGCCACUGGCUUCUGGACACUGUCACUUAAGGGCGGCUCCAUCGUGGCCUGCACCCACCCGAAGCCCACGCCAGUGCGGACCUCCAUCCUUCCCACGCGCAUCGGCGUCUUCCUGGACUGCGACAGGGAGGAAGUGUCCUUCUACAACGCGGUCACCAUGACGGCGCUCCACUCCUUCUCCAUGGAGAACAUGGAUGGGCCCAUCUUCCCCUUCUUUAACCCCUGUGACACAGACAAUGGGAGGAACGCCUCCCCUCUCACCAUGUUCAUGCCUGCCUUGUGACAGAUUCAAGAGAGCAUUUUACAGAUUAGAUAUUGUUAAUUGUUUGUUGUAUGUUGGGAUGUAGUUUACCAAAUCUACUACCUGCUUAAGAGGAUACACUUUACCUUAAAGGAACUUCAAUACCUUUCACUACUGAAAUAGAGGAACAUUACAUGUAAUAUAGAGUAUAAAGCAGCUACAGAAGCACUGCAUUACAUUGAUGAUUGUGUCACUGCAGUUAUGGUUUAUUUAUGAUUUAUUUAAUCUAUUUUGUUUGUUUGUUUGUUUGUUUGUUUGUUUGACAGAUGAACUCUGGAAUUAACCCACAUUAUUUGACCACCCCUUGUGCACUUUAAGGGCAUAAAAUAAAUCAUGCUUCUAUUUCCAAAUACAUGCUUCAUUAACUUAAA